CUAGUUGCUAGUCAGCGCUAUACAGCUUACCCAAAUACCUGUUCACGAUUCCUUUUAGAGGAGUCUUCGGCAACAUCAGAUACUCGCCUGGGAAUCACCAUGGAUGUGUUUCCAACCGAGGACGGGUCUCUGGGAUCCAGUUACCUGGGGGAGUUUCGCCGGUGCAAACACUGCACUGAGGCCUACAGCAAACAACGGUCUUGGAAUGUUACUGGCGACAGUCUUGCAGUCUGUAAAUCGUGCAGCUUCCCCGCUCGUUGCACCGGCUACGUGCCUGAGUACCUGUCAGACAUCUCUCCGGAGUCUGCAACUGGAAGUUGUCGAGAGCUAAGUGGUAUAAGAGCUGUUAGCCCUCUGCUCUCAUCCUUGACACAACCUACCUCUGUUUGAUUCAAAGACCGUGGCCCGGCA
This is a messenger RNA of Canariomyces notabilis, 411 nucleotides long. RefSeq lists its product as uncharacterized. Bases 104 to 331 code for a protein of 75 amino acids. The record is from RefSeq and is a predicted model, not a curated record. Lineage: Eukaryota; Fungi; Ascomycota; Sordariomycetes; Sordariales; Chaetomiaceae. The transcript has a single exon.